GCGCAGACGGGGAAACCCCCCCUCCCGAAUCGGAGCGCGUCACUCUAUCCUUUCAUAUCUCUAUCUACAGCGGCCGCUCGCUCUCGCUUUGCCCCGCCCCUCUCGGGCCAGGGAGGCGGGGAAGCGGCGAUGGAGGCGAUUCAGCGAGCCGGGCGCCUUCUCCUCGCCCAGCCCGUGGCGGCACGCUGGGGGUCGGGGCUUCCCUCCUGCCGCCGCCGCCGCCUCCGCCGCCUCCCCUUUCCCGCGGGCCGUCGUCCCAUCAGCGGUCCCGGAGCGCUCAACCCUUUCGACCGGCAGCUGAAGAGGAAGCAGAAGAACUGGGCGGCCGCCCAGCCGGAGGCUCAGCGCUGCGAGUACCUGCGGGAGGAGGUUGGUGGUAGGCUAGCUGACCGUGUCUUUGAUGUUGCCAGGACUUUUCCCCUUGCCUUGGACCUUGGCUGUGGACGAAGCUACAUAGCUCAGCAUUUAAACAAGGAUGUCGUUGAAAGGCUUUUUCAAGUAGAUAUUGCUGAAAACGCUUUGAAAAACACAAUAGAAUCGGAGAUACCCAGAGCCAGUGUUGUAGCUGACGAAGAGUUCCUUCCUUUCAAAGAAAACACGUUCAACCUCAUCGUCAGUGGACUGAGCUUACAUUGGGUAAAUGAUCUUCCCAAAGCGUUGUAUGAGAUACAUCGCGUCCUUAAACCUGAUGGCGUAUUUAUCGGUUCCAUGUUCGGGGGAGACACAUUGUUUGAGCUCCGCUGCUCUUUGCAGCUGGCAGAAUUGGAAAGAGAAGGUGGAUUUUCCCCACAUGUGUCUCCUUUUACUGCUGUCAAUGACUUGGGACAUCUUCUGGGAAGAGCUGGCUUCAACACACUGACUGUGGAUACAGAAGAAAUCCAAGUUAACUAUCCUGGAAUGUUUGAACUUAUGAAUGAUCUGCAAGGUAUGGGGGAGAAUAAUUGCUCUUGGAGCAGAAAACCUAUGCUGCACAGGGCAACCAUGUUGGCAGCAGCAGCAGUAUACAAGGAAAUGUAUGGAAACAGUGAUGGGACAGUACCUGCAACAUUUCAACUCUAUUACAUGAUAGGUUGGAAAUUCCAUGAAUCACAGGCAAGACCAGCGCAAAGAGGUUCUGCAACAGUGUCUUUUGGUGAUCUCAGCAAAAUAAAUGAAUUUAUUCCAGGAAGGAAAAAACAUUGACAUAGAAUGUAAACAAUGGCCAAUAUGUUGGACUUAGCAUUAUGGGCAGAUGUCACUUCAUUUUGGAACUACAUAUGACUGUGUGUUUCCCAGAAUACAUACCUCCCAGAAGAAAGUGCCAACAUAUUCAUGUUUUACCAUUUCAGUGGCAUUGCUUACAUAUACAAAUGGUAAUAGUACACAGCUAUGAUUUUUUUAUUGUGCAAAACGAAAUAAAAUGAUGCUAUUGUGUUCAUCUGUAUAAACUG
Molecule: messenger RNA, 1430 nt
Organism: Pogona vitticeps (central bearded dragon)
Lineage: Eukaryota; Metazoa; Chordata; Lepidosauria; Squamata; Agamidae
Gene: NDUFAF5
Product: NADH:ubiquinone oxidoreductase complex assembly factor 5
Biological process (GO): mitochondrial respiratory chain complex I assembly
Cellular component (GO): mitochondrion
Molecular function (GO): S-adenosylmethionine-dependent methyltransferase activity
Source: RefSeq, a predicted model, not a curated record